Dicrocoelium dendriticum is the source of this 3720-nucleotide messenger RNA. The record is from the annotation of a GenBank genome assembly. NCBI's taxonomy places the organism in Eukaryota, Metazoa, Platyhelminthes, Trematoda, Plagiorchiida, Dicrocoeliidae.
UGUUCUCCACGGCUGUGUUGGAGUUUCCCACUAAAAAUGUACAUUGUACACACGUUGUUAAUACGCAUUGUGUAUUUACGCUAUUCGGCAUGCAUCGUGAUCAGGUAACGUAUACUCGCACACUUAAACUUUCAGCCGAGUUGACAAAGAUUGGUUCAUAUGACCCAUGGGAGAAAUUCACACCGGCCAAUAUUAGCAGAAACCUGAAUGGGCGGACCGCCUUUUACCCCCCAAACCCGACUGCUCCGGUAAUGGUGGAUUCUAUGGGGUCUUCAUACACAGCUGUUACAUCAAGUUCCUCUUCUAUCGCUGUCACAACUUCACAUGCGCCAUCUUUCACCCCAGUGGCAUUCGCUGCUAGCGAGGAUGCGGAGUCCUUAAAACGAGAGAUGGAACGUCGUCGUUGGAAAGCCGAAUUGGAUGAGCAGGUGCGGCAACGGCGUCUUUUGCAGGAAAAACAGCGUCUUGAAGAUUGCAGACCUCAUGUUGCCAUCCAUGCGCCGAUUCAACGCCUACCGUCUGUUUCUGCAUAUGAGCCUCCUAGCUCCACUCCAUCUGGCAGCGCGAAAGCAUUCCCAUCCGACUCCACUCAUCCGCAUCCUUCGGACAGCCAUUUCCUGCCAUCCACCUUGGUUCCUGAUGUCAUGUACCCUAUCCCUGCACCUGUUAUGAAACCACAAUUUCCUCCCACGAGGUUGUCCGAUCAAAACUCUAACGCUGAGCUUCAUUUCCAUCGUACACGUGGAUUCACCCACGAACUAUACUCUAGCCCAGCGGACGAAGCCGCGCGAAUGCGUCGGGCGCAAGAAAUUUCUCGAAUUAAUUUGGAACAGAUAGAAGAGAAGCGUCGUCAAAAGGAGGAGGAAAAAGCUAGGCGGUUGCGUGAAGAGAGAUUAGAGGAGGCGCGGUUGGAACAGGAACGUGCUAGGCUAACUGCCAUUGCUGAGGCCGAGCUACGGGAGCGGCAAGUACGAGAGGCCGAAGAGGAUGAGAAGAACAAAAUCUUGAUUGAUGCACUCCAGCGAGCCAGAGAGGAAGCUACGAUACAAAAACGACAGAUGCUCUUUGAACGUCUGCAUUCUAAGGGACAGGAGCUGUGUGAACAGACGGAUUAUGGAUCCUCGAAUCAUCGCUUGAUGUCAUCUCCAAAAUGCGUCGAAUCACCUGCACAACGAAGCACUUCGCAUUCUCCACAGCUUUCGAAGCAACAGUCGACCCAAACAAGUUCUUCACCUGGAGUGCAUCGCUCGGUUCCGGAUGUGGUUCCUUCUGUGGUGACUCUCGAGGAGGCUGCGUGUCAAACAGCCCCUUGUGAUGGGACGAAGAUGCUUCACGCUUCUUCAUCGAAGACGACUUCCAAAUCGUCUGUAGCCACGCGUGCCAGACGUGAAGCGUCGAAAAUCGGGGGCCGCACUCGCGAUCAUCAAAACUCCCUCACAAAGCCGACGAAACUGCUGGCUUCGGGGUCUCAGGCGAAGACGCACCUGUCGUGUACCACUGAUGAUCUGGGUAUGGCUCCUCGUCUCUCAGCGGCUCCUUCCAAUAAGUUUGUAAAACCACAUGAUUCAUCAGCAUCUGUUGGCUCGGGUGUAGCUCGCUUGGGCAGCACAUACACCCGUGCCUCUACUGGACCCUGCGGUCCAAGGGAAGUAUCUGGAGCAAACUGCAUGUCGCGUUGCGGUCGGAUGUCGGACAUUGCCAAGCCAUCUAUUGGGCAAAAUGCAUCCACGGCCGUGCGCUGUGCAUCAGAUUCGGGAUAUCCAAGUUACUCGUCACUGGAGAAGUCGCGUACCCGUAUUCCCGUUCCUGUUGCAAACCGGUCGUCUAGCACCAACCAAAGUCGACCCAAUCUGCUCACUCCCAUACCCUCUAGUCCGCCUUUGUUGGAUCGCGGUUCAGAUGUCCACCCACCCACGUAUCAAGCCCUCAACUUGAUCCGAACUGAUGAUGUUUUGCCUCCAAAGCAGGAUACUGGCGCUGUGGGAGGCUCCUUUUACAAAGAAACGCACUUGGGGCACGGGGCGGAACCAUGCUCAUUGUCUUCUCGUCGCCGUGAAAACUUUUUUGCUUCACCUGGAACUCGCCGGCGCACUAUCGAAGAUCGUCUGGACACACAAAUUUAUUUCAGCAGUCUUUCACCAUUCCCUCUUGCAUCACACUUGAGCGACCCUCGCUUUGUCCUCGAAAGAAGCCAUGCGAACAAUCUCUUGACCACCAUCCUUCAUGGUUUGGUCAGCCGAGUAAUCUGGAUAUAUCCCUCUUCACUAAGAAACCGAAUACACAACUUUCAUCUAACUGAAAAUCUACUUGUCGGCGUCACCGUGAUCACAUCGUCCGAUGACACCCACCGCACUUUCAACUGGUCUCAGGGUACAGAGCUUCUUGGCACGGAAACCGGCCUCUCCAUGCGUUCUGCUCAUCAUUCGAAUUCUCCCGAACCCGCUGACAUCACUGCCAUUUGCAUCUGUCCCGUCAACGGUGAAUUGUGCUCAUUGCCAUUGUUACAUUCGGCUGAAGUACGCAUUCCUUCCAAUGCCUGCUCCCCUAACACUACUGUCACAUUUGAGCAAGUCAUCGACGUGCUCGCCGAUUCGCUCCUCCACGAAGCAUCCACUCCGAAAAAGACGUAUGAUGACCACUUACACGAUCAGCCACCCGAUUUGCGAGCUGCCCGUGAAAUUAAAACGACCACCACCCGCCCUUGGAUAACUUCAUCCGAUAUUCCGUACAAGUCAAUUCCAACAGUAGUCGUACUGCACUCAAAUUACUUUGCUUCUAGCAGGACGGGACCGCUUUCCACAAUGUCCACCUCAUCCCUGAGCAAUUUGUCCAGUCAGCGUGCCGAACCGUAUUCCGGAUUGAUACACGAGCUCAACCUUCGUCUCCAAACGUUAUUCAACGAACUGACUCACUCGCUACCCACUUCAUCCUCGUCGCCAAGCUCGAAUACCACACCAGUUGAGCUAACAACUCACUAUUUCAACACAGUCUACCGUUUUUUGGCCCCACAUCAUGAAUAUACAAUUGGUGAACCGUAUCACCUGCUCCUAUCAUAUAACCGAUGUUCGCUCGACCCUCACGCCAUCCAACCUCCGCUUACCUUAGCCGAACAAGUGUUAAUCUCACGCUGGGAAUCUCUUCUGUCCAUUCGAGCCAAGCACACUUCUCUUUGUCACCUUGACGAGCCUCUAAUACAAAGCUUCACGCAAUCAAUCCCGUUCCCCGCAUCGGUGCGUCACGAAAUCAUGCAGCUUUGGCGUUGGCUUUGUUCUUUGGAUAUGGAACAACAUUUACAUCUUUCCAAAUGGGUUCCAUGCACAAAUUCUACCAUGUCCAUCGACCCACACUGGGAGCCAAGCCAUGCCUCUCUAGUCCCAUCCAUUACCCUAUGCCGGAGACCUUCCGGGGAUUUUGUGUCUUUCAACCAAAUGCAAUCAAGCGAAUUGGCUCUUAUGCUGGAUCGCUUACGCUCCGUGUUUCACAAUCUUCCCACUCCCCGGUUGAUCACUCUACUUGGGGGUUCCUCCACGUCAGAUCCCACUCCAGAUGAUCGUAGCUUCUUUCAAACUUUGUGCACUUUCUUUGACGGACUUUAUUGAGGAGGUUUGUCUCCUUCUACCUCAUCCGCCUCUUACUGCGCAUCACUGUGAUUUAUAACUCCGAAGGUUGCCGCUUCCUUCUCAUCUCAGUGUGAAAUAAAUCUCAUACCUAUGCUGCUUA